Molecule: messenger RNA, 843 nt
Organism: Schistosoma mattheei
Lineage: Eukaryota; Metazoa; Platyhelminthes; Trematoda; Strigeidida; Schistosomatidae
Source: the annotation of a GenBank genome assembly
AUGGAAUUCAUUAAUAUUAUAGGAUGUUGUACAGAUUUAACACGUUUAAUUUAUUUAUCAAUGACUAGUAAUGAUUUACGUUUAUUAACAAAUGAUUGGUUAUGUAGAAUACAUAUAUUUUUAUCAUUUAUCUCAUGUGAUAUAUCUGGUUGGCAUUUUGUAUGUUUAUGCAUUGAACGUUGUUAUAUUAUAUUAUUUCCAAGAAAUUAUUAUAGUAUCAAUCGUACAUCCAUUAAACCAGCUUUAAUUAUGAUUUUAUUUAUUUAUUUUAUAGGUAUAUUAUCAAAUCUAUUUUUAUUAAUACCCAAUUAUCCUGUAUGUAAUGAACCAUUUAAAAGUACAUUAGUGAAUACGAUUAAAUUUUCAAUUACAUUUAUUAUACCAGGAUUUACUGUGAUUACAUCAACUGUAUUAAUGAUUGUUGUAUUAAUUCAUUGGAAAUUAAAAAAUAUAAAAUCAGACUUCAUAAAUAAUAAUAAUAAUAAUAAUAAUACUAAUGGUUCUAAUCAUCAUUAUAAUAAUACUAAUAAUAGUAAUAAUACAUCAGCUAGAAUAACCGUAGCUAAAAUGAUGUUAAUCUGUGCAAUUUUAUAUUUAUUCAUUUUAUUUUGUUUAUUUGUAUUCGGUUCAAUUUAUGAUGAUUAUUGUUGUUUUUUAGUAGCUAAAACAAAUUAUCAUUGGAUUGAUAAUUUAUUUAAUUUAUUAUCUAUUCUCUAUUGGUUUGUAUUAACAAUUACUAGUUAUGUAUUAAUGUUAGGUACUAUCACUGUACGUCAUGAUAUAAAAACAAUGUUAUUAAUUAUAUGGUAUAACAUAUGGAAAAGAAAUUCAUUCAUCACAUAG